AUGAACAACGUAAACUACACUAUAUUCAAUGAAGAAAAGAUGCCUUCAAUUAUGGAGACCGCUUUAGACGGACAAUUUGAAUGGUCAGAUGCACAGAACAUAAAUGCGAGUAGCGGUCAGAUAGGAGAGGUUCAGCUUGGAUAUAUUAUUAGUUUUACCAUUGCUUUCUUUUUAAUUGGGAUCAUUGGCAUCGUUGGUAAUAUACUGGUCAUCUUUGUAAUAUUCAAUGAUAAGAAAAUGAGGAAAUCAUUGACAAACAUGCUCAUUGUAAACCUGGCCGUUGCUGACUCAAUAAUAAUGGUUUUUGGAAUUCCCGAGAUAGUCCAGUUUAUGUUAGACCGUGGAUGGAUACUUGGGGAAGCUAUGUGUAAAAUACAACGAUCUGUACUUGUAAUGUCCCUGUAUGUGUCUGUGUUGACACUUGUAGCAUUAUGUAUAGAAAGAUAUAUCGCUAUCGUCUUUCCACUGAAGGCACAUAUUUUGUGUACCAGACGCCAUACAAUGGUAACUAUGGUGAGCGUUUGGUUUGUCGCGGUUGGCUUUGGAAUACCUACCACCAUCUUCGUGACUGUCGUCCCUGUAGGAAUUAACGCUAGUCUAUGCUUUUGUCGUCUUGUGUUUCCAGAAGCAGAACCAAACAAAGACAUGUUUUUUACGUUUAAGUAUAUGGAAUCUGUCAUCUUUUAUUUCCUGCCAUUACUGAUUCAACUAUUGUGUUACGUUAUAAUUGGAAAACAUUUGUUUCUAAGCGUAGAAGCCUUACAGUCAAAUCUGACAAAUAAGGGACAUGCACGCGAUGACAAUGGUCGAUUAAGAGAAGCAAUUAAAACACGUCGAGGAGUUGUCAAAAUGUUGAUAGCAAGCGUUACAAUCUAUUUUUUAAGUUAUUCGCCGCAUCAAAUUUUACUCAUCUACGAUACUGUUUCAGAAAGACCGUUUAGUGGUACAUGGGUCUUUGUCGUAUUUGUUACUAUCCUGGCAUACGUGAACUCUGCAGCAAAUCCCGUUAUUUACUGCAUAUUUAGCCAAAAUUUUCGAAAGAACUUUGCAACAAUCAUAUUCUGUCGUUAUUACAAACAUAAUGGAAACAGUCAUAACAAUGUGGCUUCUCUUAAUUCUGAGUACACUAUUUUACUACAAAGGCGAUCGACACCAAGAGCACAAUAUGGUGUGAACGCAGUUUAG
This is a messenger RNA of Mytilus trossulus (common blue mussel), 1185 nucleotides long. Its product is annotated as neuropeptide receptor 15-like. Gene Ontology annotation, biological process: G protein-coupled receptor signaling pathway. Gene Ontology annotation, molecular function: neuropeptide Y receptor activity. Gene Ontology annotation, cellular component: membrane. Bases 1 to 1185 code for a protein of 394 amino acids. The record is from RefSeq and is a predicted model, not a curated record. The transcript is spliced from 2 exons. NCBI's taxonomy places the organism in Eukaryota, Metazoa, Mollusca, Bivalvia, Mytilida, Mytilidae.